Molecule: messenger RNA, 4299 nt
Organism: Anguilla anguilla (European eel)
Lineage: Eukaryota; Metazoa; Chordata; Actinopteri; Anguilliformes; Anguillidae
Product: vasoactive intestinal polypeptide receptor 2-like
Exons: 14
Coding region: 1144-2406 (420 amino acids)
Biological process (GO): adenylate cyclase-modulating G protein-coupled receptor signaling pathway; cell surface receptor signaling pathway
Cellular component (GO): plasma membrane
Molecular function (GO): peptide hormone binding; G protein-coupled peptide receptor activity; vasoactive intestinal polypeptide receptor activity
Source: RefSeq, a predicted model, not a curated record
UGGAAAAAUGGUGGGCGGAAAAGAACACAUUGUUGAAAUUGCUUUUUCCAUCUGCGCAUCUGUUUUUGUCCCAGUUAGUCUGGUCUUGUUCAGUAUGUUUGAAAUAUUGUGCAGAAUGUUGCUGAAACCCCACAAACACACCUCAGAGUUGUUGGAGAAAAUUCUGUUAAUUUGACAGGCUGAAAAUGUAUGUACAGACAAAUUACAAGACCUGUGCUGUUGCCCUUUUAGAUAUAAUAUUACAGGGUUAUGUAUCUACAUAUGAAUUUUUCAUUUCAGUUAUAAGAUCUCACUUAGGUCUACAGUGGAAAUGUGUAAUAACAUAAUUUUAUACUGGUCUGUGAAAUACCAGGUAAAACAUUCACGCUGCAAAAGGACCGAUGUGCAAUCAAUCUCCAAAUGUCCUGUACAGUAAUGAUCGGAGAGUGAAGUUUCUGAAAUCCUGACAAUGAGUGUAGCUACACAGCAGUCAAUCGUUUACCUUUUUUUUUUAACACCAAUCAAAACAUCUUAUUUAGACCAAUACGGAGUGAGUCACCGACGCGCGUGGUAACUGCACGUUUUCAUUUUCAUGAAACCUCGUUCAUUACAUUACAUUAGGCAGACGCUUUUAUCCAAAGCGACGUACAAGAAGUGCAUACCGAAGGUCACACCUCAUUCACAACUAUACUGUACAUAGUGAAUCGAUCGCUGUGGUCCAUUUAUGGCACCACUGAAGUAUAAAGGUAAGGGAACUAGAGUCGUAAUUUUGAGAUUGCAUGUUAAAAUCCCAACUGGCCCGAGUAAACUUGAUCAAGAUAGUUAACCUACCUUGCUGCUGGAUUGUAAUCAAUAAAUCUUAUCUGUAAAGUUCAACCGGGGACGCAGCCACAGGUAGGCCUCGCUGAGCCUGAUCCGGAUUGAUCACAGGCCUACCCAAUCAAAUGACAGAAAGCACAUUUUUAGCAUUUGUAUUUGAUUUGCCUUCUGUGCGUGUCAUCGUUGUAUUGUGACCAAUUAAAAUUUUGGGACAUCAAAAAGUUACUGUGCGCGGUAAAAAAAAGAAAAGAAAAAAGGUAGGCUUGUGUUACUGCGGCAUGGUUGUCCUCUGUGUAAAGAAGUGCAUUCCAAAUUAAUUUACGUUACCUCCUCCACAAGCCAUCAAUGGUGAGCGGAAGACAUCCGGACUGUAACUUUCUGCUGGAGCUUCAGAAGGAUGAGGAGGAGUGCUACGCUCGGCUUCGGAAGCAGGAGAAACCCGUUUCCAAAGGGUGCAAAGGACUCUGGGACAACAUAUCGUGUUGGGACCGUGCUGAGAUCGGAGCAACGGUCACCAUCCCCUGCCCACGAGUUCUCAAAACUUUCUUCGGUAGAAACGGAUAUAUCAGUAAGAACUGCACGGCUGACGGCUGGUCUGACGUUUUUCCCAACAUAACCAGCGCCUGUGGGAGUGACACACGGCAUGACAAGCUGGUGUUUUACACGGUGGUGAAGGCACUUUACACCCUGGGACACUGCUUAUCCCUGAUCGCUCUCACCACAGGAAGUGCAAUCCUUUGUCUGUUUAGAAAACUCCACUGCACGAGGAAUUACAUCCACCUGAACCUCUUCUUCUCCUUCAUCCUGAGGGCGGUGGCCGUUCUGGUGAAAGACCACAUCCUGUUUUCCCACAAUGCUCAGUGCUCGGAUCAGACGUCUCUGGUCGGAUGCAAAGCCAGCCUGGUGGUCUUCCACUACUUCAUCAUGGCCAACUUCUUCUGGCUGCUGGUGGAAGGCCUGUAUCUCCACACGCUCCUCAUGGUGAUAUUCUCCGAGAACAGACACUUCGUCGUCUAUCUCCUGAUCGGCUGGGGGUUCCCAACAGUGUUCGUGUUUGCAUGGACCAUGACAAGAAUUUACUUUGAAGAUACUGGAUGCUGGGAGAUUAACGAGAACCCGGUUCCCAUCUGGGUGAUCAAUGGGCCCAUCGUGUUCUCCAUCAUGGUGAAUUUCAUCCUGUUCAUUAGUAUAAUAAGAAUCCUGGUGCAGAAGCUGAGGUGCCCUGAUGUAGGAGGCAACGAUCAGUCACAGUACAGGAGGCUGGCCAAGUCCACGCUGUUGCUGAUCCCUCUGUUCGGAGUGCACUACGUCAUCUUCGUCUCUCUCAACGAGUCCCUGGAGCAGUGCAAAAUAUUUUUCGAUCUGGCUCUGGGAUCCUUUCAGGGCCUGGUUGUGGCCAUCCUGUAUUGUUUUCUGAACAGCGAGGUGCAGGGGGAGCUGAAGAGGAAGUGGCGGAGCCUGAGUUUGGAGUGCCUGAGCAGCCGGGGCCCCCGGCGCCCGGGGUCCACCACGUACCGCAACGGCACCGACAGCAUCGACAGCACCGCGCACUUCCACCGGAACACCCGCGCCCAGUCCCUCCUGCAGACCGAGACCACCGACCUGUGACCCCACGACCUGUGACCCCACGACCCCACCACCCCGACUUGUGACCCCACGACCUCGCCCCGUUACGCCAGGACCCUGUCAAGUGACCCCAGGACCCUGUCCUGUGACCCCAGGACCCCGUCUCGUUACACCAGGACCCCGUCCUCUGACCCCACGACCCCGUCCUGUGACCCCAGAACCCUGUCCCGUUACACCAGGACCCUGUCUCGUCCCUCUCCCAGGCUUCACGCGCGGAUCGAGCGUUCCCCGUCCCGCAUCUUUAUCUGACAGAAUCAGUGAUCGUUACCCGGGGCCGCGGGCGUCCGUCAGCCCAAACGCUGAAUCGAUUCUGGGAGUCGGAAUCGAUCCGUUUCGCUCGUUUCACCAACGCUUGGGGAAAUUAAAAGAUGUGGCCGCGUCUGACUUUAAUUGAUAAUCCCGUAUUAAUCCUGACAUUCGUUCUGUUGGUGCUCCACACCCCGCCCCCCCCCCCCCCCUCGUGUGCCCUGGGAGGACAGUCACAGCCCACUGCCCCUGUUUUCUAGCGGAGAGAGAGAAAGAGAGGGAGAAAGAGAGAGGGAGAGUGUGCGUAUCAGGACCCAGAAGUACAGAGGUGGGCAGCGAGGGCCGGAUUCAUUCGUGGUUUUCAUGCCAACUUCUGGCUGUAUUUACUUAUUCACCAUUCAGGCCAUCUGACCUGUUAGCUACAUUUCUUGGUAAGCGGACGACUGAUAGCCAAAGACUGUUCUUGUAUCCCUACAUAAAGCCUCUUAGUGUGAUCGAGUCUAUGAGUGAACCGGUGCUGGUGUAUAUAGCCAGUUAGCUCGUUUAGCCGGGGUUAUGUGUGGGAACAAAUACCUGCGUGCACCCCAGCCCCCCAGGACCGGAAUUGGCCACCCCUAAACAAGUACAUCGCACCACAUAAUUGCUCGUCUGCUAAAAAGCGAGAUGUUCGUGGACGCAUUGAAUGGUUUCUUGAGAAUCGAUCGUCUUGUAUCGUGGUGAGGUUGGCGGUUUACCCCACAUCUGUCCGUGGCCUAUCCACGCGAGUAGCCGCUGUAAAAUGGCCCUUCCCGUUGCUCAAAGGUGAUUGGCUGAUUGAGUGGCAGUGUAGUAUAAUGGUUUAGCCUUUAGCAACUGGGCUUGUAACCCAAAGGUUGCAGGUUUGAAUCCCAGGUCGGACACUGCCGUUGUACCCUUGUGCAAGGUGCUUAACCUGAAUUGAUUCAGUGUAUAUCCAGCUGUGAAAAAUGGAUUCUAUGUAAAAAUGAGAGUUGUGUAAGUCGCUCUGGAUAAGAGCAUCUGAUAAAUCACUGUGACGUGAUGCUUUCUGAGACCUUGUAUUUACAGAAAAUAGGUCUCUGAAGACAGCCGUCACAUUGUAUAUGUUAAACACAUCAAAAACAGCAAAUUGCGUCAAAUAAUUAUUCUGAUUAUGUGAAUUGUCAUAUUAAUUUUGCGCUAUAUAAUAAACCGAUUCCUGUAUAGAAUACCAACUGCUUUCUGGAUAACACAGCAGGCAAAAUAAAUGAUACAAUAUUACCGAUAUAAAGAGAGCUAUAAAGUUUCAUUAUUGCAUCAAAGUCACAUGACUGUGUAUAGCCAAAUGCAGUAGGUUUAUUCUUGUAGGAUUUUUUAAAAAUGUGCGAUGUUUUCUUUGUGUCGGUAUUGAAAUAGAGAACGUUCUGCGUUAUCUGUUUUUUAUAAUUUUAUUGUACUUUCCCUCCCCCCCCCCACCCCACCAGGACAAUUAAAGCAAACAUUGUGUGUGACCUACUGAGUGGAGUCUGUACUGUGCCAUGCUGGUCAGAGGGGUAAUGGCAUUAUUGAAUUUUUGUGUCUGUUUUUAAUUGGUGUCAGACGUGCAGGCAGGCUGGAGGCCUGGGGCUGGAGGACUGAGGGGCUGGAGGACUG